CAAGCGGAUUGGAUGACUGGGUAGGAGUCGCGUUUGACUCAUAGGUUCCGCGGCGUCGGCGCUUACUGUGUGCCUCAUUUCCGGGCGGCGCGGGUCGGAGUGGGCAACGGCCUGCAGAGCAACAUGCCUAAGUUUUAUUGUGACUACUGCGACACGUACCUCACCCAUGACUCUCCAUCUGUGAGAAAGACACAUUGCAGUGGUAGAAAACACAAAGAGAAUGUGAAAGACUAUUAUCAGAAAUGGAUGGAAGAGCAGGCUCAGAGCCUGAUCGACAAAACAACCGCUGCAUUUCAACAAGGAAAGAUACCUCCUACUCCAUUCUCUGCUCCUCCUCCUGCAGGGGCAAUGAUCCCACCUCCCCCCAGUCUCCCGGGUCCUCCUCGCCCUGGUAUGAUGCCAGCGCCCCACAUGGGGGGCCCUCCCAUGAUGCCUAUGAUGGGCCCUCCUCCUCCUGGGAUGAUGCCAGUGGGACCUGGUUCUCAGCAUGGGCCUCCUGCUCACCUUUCCUACAACUCCGAACAAACGCUUAGUGGUAAGAUUGUCCUCUGUGCCUGUGUACAUUCAUGAAAUAGCUCCUGGUUAUAUGGUGGGUAGAACUGAUUAAAAAUGCUGACUGAGUAACAUGUAAUUUAGUUGUGAAUUUCCCUGAGUUAGAAAAGGUCAAUUUAGGGAACUAGUGUCCCUGGUGGUUUCUGGAAACCAGUCUAUUAAUAGUUUCCCCCUUACUAUCAUUAGAUCAUGAUUCCCAUACGGUUCUUGUGUUGACCUUUGUUCUUUGUUUGAGAAUGUCUAAUUUACAGAUGUGAUGAAUUUGUUGCAUUUCUUCUGUCAAGUUUGUCUUUCUUCCAGCAUUUUGCAGGGGGGGGCUACUUUCUUGUCUUUAAUUGAAGUCCCAUCGAGCUCGUUCAUAAAUAGUACUU
Messenger RNA from Lutra lutra (Eurasian river otter), 923 nucleotides. RefSeq names its product small nuclear ribonucleoprotein polypeptide C (gene SNRPC). Gene Ontology annotation, cellular component: nucleus; U1 snRNP. NCBI's taxonomy places the organism in Eukaryota, Metazoa, Chordata, Mammalia, Carnivora, Mustelidae. Gene Ontology annotation, biological process: mRNA 5'-splice site recognition; spliceosomal snRNP assembly; mRNA splicing, via spliceosome. Gene Ontology annotation, molecular function: zinc ion binding; pre-mRNA 5'-splice site binding. Bases 124 to 570 code for a protein of 148 amino acids. The record is from RefSeq and is a predicted model, not a curated record. The transcript is spliced from 6 exons.